AUGGAAACAGAGGAUUUACGCAGUCUCCCUGCUUCAAGCACUUUGGGUAGUGGACGUGAGAAUAAUAACAGUCGUGAUUCUGUUGAGCCUGGUGAAGCUGAUUCUCUACCUACUAAUUCUGAAGUUAAAGAUAGAAACCUGAAGGUAGAGAUCCACAGGAACGAUUCCUUCAGCUCUGCUGUGCAUGCUGAGAAUGGUUGCACGAUUGUUCAAGGUGAAAGCCGUCUCAGCAAUCAUAAGAGAGAUGGCAGUCCUAUCAGCCGUCAUGCAGUAGAUGAAAGUCCUAUAUCUGGUGUUAAGAGGUCUCGAAUAACUGUUGUUGAGCAGCAACCUUCAGUGCAUAUUAUGUAUAACUCUCUGCCAAGGGACAGUAAACAGAAGCUUGAGGAGCUGUUACGGCAGUGGUCAGAAUGGCAUGCUCAACAUUGUUCUUCAUGCCAAGAUUCAAAUGAAAUGUUAGAAUCAGGUGAGGAGACAUAUUUCCCAGCACUUUGUGUGGGCCUUGACAAGCCCUCUGCGGUGACGAUAAGGGAAGAUGUGAAUCUGAAGCAGCUUGCGGGAGGAGGAUCUUUGUGUGUGACAUCUGUUUGUGAGGGAGGAGGAUCGUUGACCCUCUCGAAUUUCGUUGGCCAUGGCGCCGUCUGUGGGCCAUCAUCAUUGGCGACCAUGGAAAAAGAUAUCAAGAGAGAAUAG
Ilex paraguariensis (yerba mate) is the source of this 693-nucleotide messenger RNA. The record is from the annotation of a GenBank genome assembly. NCBI's taxonomy places the organism in Eukaryota, Viridiplantae, Streptophyta, Magnoliopsida, Aquifoliales, Aquifoliaceae.